Durotheca rogersii is the source of this 1422-nucleotide messenger RNA. RefSeq lists its product as uncharacterized. The record is from RefSeq and is a predicted model, not a curated record. Gene Ontology annotation, cellular component: endomembrane system. Lineage: Eukaryota; Fungi; Ascomycota; Sordariomycetes; Xylariales; Xylariaceae. The transcript is spliced from 3 exons. Bases 1 to 1422 code for a protein of 473 amino acids.
AUGAAGCUCUCGAUGCUCUCUGUCGGCCUGCUGGCCUUGCUCACACCGCUGACAGCUGCGUGGAGUAAGGAAGACCGUGAGAUCUUCCGCCUCCGCGACGAGAUAGCCACCCACGAGGGGCCCGAGGUCACUUUCUACGACUUCCUUGGCGUCACGCCGCAAGCGACCCAGGACGAGAUCAAUAAGGCGUACCGCAAGAAGUCGCGGGCCCUGCACCCGGACAAGGUCAAGCAGCAGCUGACUGCCGAGCGCGCCAAGCAGGAUAAGUCUAAAGCCGCCGGCGGUAAGAAGAAGUCUGGCGUCAAGCUCAGCAAGGCACCCACGCAGGCCGAGAUUCGUACCGCCGUUAAGGCCGCUGGCGACCGUCAGGCCCGCCUCUCUAUCAUCGCCAACAUCCUUCGCGGGUCCGGCCGUGCCCGCUACGACCAUUUUAUAGCCAACGGCUUCCCGGUUUGGAAGGGUACCGAAUACUACUACAACCGGUACCGCCCGGGCCUGGGGACCGUGCUCCUCGGCUGCCUUCUCGUCGGCGGUGGCGGCUUCCACUAUCUCGCCUUGUACAUGAGCUGGAAGCGUCAGCGCGAGUUCAUUGAGCGCUACAUUAAGUUCGCGCGCCAGGCCGCCUGGGGUGACAACCUCGUGAUCCCAGGCGUCGAUGCUACCGGAGCAAACCCGCUGCCCCCACCCGCUGCCCCCGUCGAGAACGACGACCAGCAGGCCCCAUUGGCCAUGAACCGCAAGCAGCGGCGCUUGCAGGAGCGAGACGCGCGCAAGGAGUCGGCGAAAGAGGGCAGACGCCAGCCGCGUGGCAGGCCCCGUCCCGGACAGCAAGCCAGCGGGAGUGCGACGCCAGUACCACAGACCCAGGGUUCGGGCCCGACCGGCACCAAGAAACGCGUUGUGGCUGAGAACGGCAAGGUCUUGAUUGUAGACUCCCUCGGCGCCGUUUAUCUGGAGCAGGAAGACGCCGACGGAAACGUGGCCGAGUUCCUUCUCGACCCUAACGAGCUCCCGAAGCCCACCAUCAGAGACACCGCACUGUUCAAGCUUCCCGGCUGGGCCUACGGCGCCACCGUCGGCAGGGUGCUUGGGCCGUCCAAAUUUGCCGACAAAAGCGACGACUCUGACUCGGAGGAGGGCCAGGCUGACGACGAAGAGAGCAGCCCAGCACCGGCACCUACGGUGACGAAGACUGCAGCGACGGCGAAGACGACCGCCGAAGAGGACUACGAUUCCUCAUCCUCGGACCGGCCGGCGCAGCGAACGCCGUCGACUGGGUCGGCCGAGGACUUCGAGCUGCUCGAGAAGAGCGCUGGCGAGGACCAGCCGCCCGCGCCCACCAAGUCUUCGAAGGCAGCCAAGGCGACGGGGAGCCAGGCCUCCGCCAGCAGCAAGGCGAAGAAGCGGAACAAGAAGCGCUAG